UUGGUAGACGUGGAGUGGUAGCUCAGUCAGCUGGCUGGCAGAAAGUCUGCUAGCUAGUAAUGUAGUUGACAGCAACCUUCUCUGUCAUUGCAGCAACAUUUAUCUUUGCUAUAGGUUGAACUAAAUGUUCCAGAAAGCAUGCUGGAUUUUGCGAUAUUUGCUGUGACUUUUGUUGUCAUCCUGGUUGGUGCUGUGCUUUACUUAUACCCGUCCUCAAGAAGAGCAUCUGGUAUUUCUGGCCUCAAUCCUACAGAGGAAAAGGAUGGCAAUUUGCAGGACAUCGUCUCCAAAGGCAGCUUGCACGAGUUCCUGGUGGGCCUCCACGACCAGUUUGGACCUGUGGCAUCUUUCUGGUUCGGCAGGCGUCCUGUGGUCAGUCUGGGAACUGUGGACCAGCUAAGGCAGCACAUCAACCCCAACAGAACCACGGACUCCUUUGAGACGAUGCUGAAGUCGUUGCUAGGAUACCAGUCUGGGCCCAGCAUGGGAGCCACAGAGGGCGUGAUGAGGAAGAAGAUGUACGAGGGGGCCAUCAACACCACCCUGAAGAACAACUUCCCUCUACUGCUGAAGCUGGUGGAAGAGCUGGUAACCAAAUGGCAGUCCUACCCCGAGUCCCAGCACACGCCCCUUUGCUCUCACCUCCUUGGAUUGGCCAUGAAGGCUGUCACUCAACUUGCCCUGGGCGAGCGAUUCGCCAACGAUGCAGAGGUCAUCCGCUUCCGGAAGAACCAUGACGCGAUCUGGUCGGAGAUUGGAAAAGGCUUCCUUGAUGGCUCCUUAGACAAGAGCUCCAGCAGGAAAGGACACUACGACUCUGCUUUGGCGGAGAUGGAGACUGUGUUGAAGUCUAUUGUGAAGGAUAUCAAAGGGAAAGGCGCUGGGCAGUCCUCCUUCGUGGAUUCCCUAGUACAGGCAAAGCUCUCAGAAAACCAGGUCAUGGAGGAUGCAAUGGUCUUUUCUCUUGCUGGCUGUGUCAUCACUGCUAAUUUGUGCAUCUGGGCGGUGCACUUCCUGUCGUGUGCGGAGGAGGUUCAGGAGAAGCUGCUCCAGGAAUGCACUGAGGUGUUGGGGGAGGAGCCUAUCACCCUGGAGAAGAUUCCAGAACUCAAGUACUGCCAGCAGGUGUUGAAUGAAACUGUGCGAACUGCCAAGCUGACACCGAUGGCUGCAACACUACAAGAGGUGGAGGGAAAAGUGGACCAGCAUGUCAUUCCCAAAGAGACUAUGGUCAUCUAUGCUCUUGGUGUGGUGCUCCAAGAUGCGGAUACUUGGUCUCUGCCUUACAGAUUUGACCCUGACAGAUUUAAAGAUGAGGACUCCAGAAAAAGCUUCUCCUUGCUUGGAUUUUCUGGAAACCAGGCCUGCCCAGAGUUAAGGUUUGCCUACACGGUGGCCACGAUGCUGCUGUGCACGCUGGUGCGGCGUCUGAAGCUGCACUGCCUGAAGGGCCAGGUGGUGGAGGCCAGGUACGAACUGGUGGCCACGCCCAAAGACGACACCUGGAUCACCGUCAGCAACAGAAAGUAAACACAGAAGAUGGACACCACCCUCUCUCUCUUUCUUUCUUUAGUUCUUUCUCUCUCUAUCUCUCUCUCUCUCUCGCUUGCUCUCUCUCGCUCUCCUGUCUGUAUCUCUGUCUGUCUGUCUGUAUCUAGCUCUCGCGCUCUCUCUCUCUCUCUCUCUCUCUCUCUCUCUCUCUCUCUCUCUCUCUCUUCCUGUGUGAAGCACAUCAAGUAUUACGUAAUAUCCUUCACUGCCAAUGAAGUCUGCCGUUGUGGUGAUAACUGCCAGCUACGUGUACAUGCGUAGGUAUUUUACAUAGAUUUUACAUUUGCAUCGCUAUUUUAUACCAAGGACCUGGUUUGACACCUAUUGAAUAGAUUGCAUACAACACAACACUGUUCUGUACAGAGCAAGUGGUUUGAAUUAUCUGUUGACUGUUGACUCAAAUUCAAAAUUGUUGCAUUAUAUGAAAAUUAAAAUUCCUAACCAGCACCGUAAGUGCCACAGCUCUUCAGCCAGUGCCAUGUCGUGGACAUUUUUUAUAUACUAUCUGGUUGUCAUAUAUGAAAAUGUUUGAGCCCAAAUAAUGAAAUGUGUAGUAAUCAGUGUCAACACACGAGAUGAUUAAGAAAACGACUGAAAACAGUUUGUUGGUCAGUUGUGUUGCGUAGUGGUUCAGAGACAUUCCUUCCAACCUUUUGAAUUGUGACUGAAUGUGAAUGAAGAGAUGAGGUAUUGUCAAUAGUACCUCUGUGCUUGUACUCCCUUUGUGAAUAAAACUUGUUUAUUAAAAU
Engraulis encrasicolus (European anchovy) is the source of this 2300-nucleotide messenger RNA. It is a transcript of the gene cyp20a1, whose product is annotated as cytochrome P450 20A1. Gene Ontology annotation, cellular component: membrane. The coding region runs from base 139 to 1530 and encodes 463 amino acids. Lineage: Eukaryota; Metazoa; Chordata; Actinopteri; Clupeiformes; Engraulidae. Gene Ontology annotation, molecular function: heme binding; monooxygenase activity; oxidoreductase activity, acting on paired donors, with incorporation or reduction of molecular oxygen. The transcript has 13 exons. The record is from RefSeq and is a predicted model, not a curated record.